This is a messenger RNA of Scheffersomyces amazonensis, 1877 nucleotides long. RefSeq names its product ribosome biosynthesis protein. Gene Ontology annotation, molecular function: DNA binding; RNA binding. The transcript has a single exon. The coding region runs from base 81 to 1421 and encodes 446 amino acids. Gene Ontology annotation, cellular component: nucleolus. The record is from RefSeq and is a predicted model, not a curated record. Lineage: Eukaryota; Fungi; Ascomycota; Pichiomycetes; Serinales; Debaryomycetaceae. Gene Ontology annotation, biological process: ribosomal small subunit biogenesis; ribosomal large subunit biogenesis.
AUAGAUAGUUAAAUUCGAUUGAAAUUUAAGUCAAAGUUUGACUUUUGUUAGUGUUAUAGAGUUAUAGGAUUUUUGUAGCGAUGAGUAACUCGUUAGAAGAGCGUCUUAAAACCCACUCGUCUGCAUUCGAUGGGUUAUUAUCAUUAAUACCGGCCAAAUAUUAUUAUGAUGAUGCAACUCAAGAUCAAUGGCAGCAAAAGAAGAAAUCAGCUCAAGAAUUAGCUGCUAAUAAACGAGCCAAGUUAGAUCCUGAGUCCAAAAAGAAUGCUAAUGAAUAUAUUAAUGGACAUGCUACUGCCAAGGAUGUUAUGGAUAAUAAAGCAUUAACUGCUAAACCAGUAGUAUUACCUGGGAAGAGACAAAUUAAAUCAUUACCUAUACCUGCAUCAGUAGAAGAACUGGAACAACUGGAAGAACUGGAAGAACAAGAAGUUGAUUCUGGAUCUAAUUCAGACUCUUCGGAGGAAUUAAUAAAUGAAGAUUCAAGCUCCCAAUUAAUUUUUGAUGAUGAUGGUAAUGAAAUUGAUGAAAAUUCGUCUUCUUCUCAAGGAGAUUUUAAAAAGCAGAAAGUUCAAGAAGAAAAAUCUAAAUCUAAGAAAAAUGGAAGAUCUCUCUCUCCAGAAGAACAAUUACAACGAGAAGAGAAUUUAAAGAAAUUACGAGAGAAAUUAGCUAGUAAAAUCAGUGCAUUAAAGGAAAGAAGAAAAGCUCCAGGUACUAAAGUAAAUGGAGUUGUCAAAUCUAGAGAGCAAAUAUUAGAAGAACGUAAGAGGAAAGAAGAAUUGAAGAAAGAAUUAAAGAGGAAAAGGCAAGAAGAUGAAGAUCAAGAUGAUGAUGAUGAUGAUGAAGAUAUUAAUGGUGAAGAUUCCGAAAUUGAUGGAGAAGAUAAAAGUAAUUCUGUUUUAUUUGGAAAUAUUGUAUUUAAUGAUGGUUCAAGAGUUACCUCUGACUUAACAAAGCUUCGUAAUACUGCUGAAAAGAGAAAACAAAAGGGACCAUCAAAUAAUGAUAUAAAGGGACAUUUACAAAAAUUAGAAAAUAAAAAACGGAAAUUAGAAACCUUAUCAAAAGAAGAUCAACAAAAGCAAAUAGAAAAAGAUAAAUGGCAAAGAGUCAUGAGUCAAGCAGAAGGUGUUAAAGUUAAAGAUGAUGAAAAAUUACUUAAGAAAGCUCUUAAAAGAAAAGAAAAGCAAAAAUUAAAGAGUGAAAUUGAAUGGAAAGAAAGAAAACAAGUAGUUAAAGAUACAGUUGCAGCAAGAGCUAAAAGAAGAGAAGAAAAUUUGAAAGCAAGAAGAGAGAAUAAAGGUAAGAAGAGUAAGAAACAACCUAAAUUAAAGAAAUUCACUGGUAUAGUAAAUAAGGCCGCUAAAAAGAGAGCUGGUUUUGAAGGCAGUGCUAAAGCUAAAAAUAAGAAGAAGUAAAAUAGUAUGUAAUAUUAAGUAAUUUAAUUUAAUGUUACUAGUGUAUAAUUAUAAAAAUUUGCUUUUUCCUAAUUAGGAAAUUCUGUUCCUGCAUGUAUACUUUUUGGAAUUUUUGAAUUCCAAAAGAGCAACGAGCAACCUCCCGUCAAUCAUAGAUCUAAUAACUUUCUUCUUAAUUAAGUCAAUUUAGCAUACAUUAGUGAAUUGUAUAAUUUAAUCAUGUCUUUCCCAUUACCUGACCAGGCCAAAAAAUUCUUGUCUGAUAUUGACUCCGUAAGUAGUGGUAGAGUUUAGAAAGUUUGUCCUCCGAUGUUGUUUAACUUCGGAGUAACAUUGGUAGUCAAUUGAUUUGUAUUACCAAUUGAUUAUUGUUGAAUAAUGAUUUACUAACCUUUUUUUUUAUAGAAAACUAGUGGUAAUCAAGUUUUACACCAAUUUGAAUCUCAAACUGGUUUA